AUGACAACGCCGUUCAAUCUCAAGUGGGGCAUCCUUGCCACGGGCCGGAUCUCGCACAUAUUCACGAAAGACAUCCUCAUGCCGCCCUCGACGAGGCAGGUGACCGACGUCUCCCACACCUUUGUAGCCGUCGCGUCCUCCUCGUCAAUUGACAAGGCGCACCAGUUUAUCAAGGACUUUGAGGCGGACCUCAAGGUCGCACAGUAUCAGACGACGGGGGCCGUGAGGCCAUAUGGGAGCUAUGCGGACUUGCUGGCAGACAAGGACGUAGAGGUGGUCUAUGUCGGUAGCCCCCACAGCGACCAUUAUAAGACAUGUUUAGCGGCGCUGCGGGCUGGGAAGCAUAUACUUUGCGAGAAGGCUUUCACGCUCAACGCGGCUCAGACUGAGCACCUCUGCGCCUUGGCCAAGGAAAAGAAACUGUUCCUGAUGGAAGCCCAAUGGACGCGUUUCUUCCCCAGUAUCCUCGACCUGCAGACUCAGCUCAAUUCGCCCCAAAUGCCCUUCGGACGUAUCUACCGUACCUUCGCCGACUUCAGCAUUCAAGCUCCCGCUUCGGCAGCUCAUCGUCUCUACGACCCCAAGCAAGGCGGUGGUGCACUGUUAGAUCUUGGCGUGUAUCCCAUCCUCUGGUGCUUCAUCCUGUUCUAUCGAAACCCGGAGAACACACUCACGCCGCCGAGCGUCACUGCCAGUGUGGUCAACUCCCCCCUCACGGGGGUAGAUGAGCAGGACACGGUCGUGCUGAAGUGGGAUAAGCUGGGCUUCCAGAGCACAUGCUGCACAAGCUUGGUCGGGAGGACUGAGGAGUGGGCGUUGAUCCUAUACGGCGAGAAGGGUAAUGUCUAUAUCCCUCACCCUCUGUCCCGACCUUCGUCAUACACUGUACACAUGCAUGGUGAAGCACACGUGAAACAUCAAAUUCACAUCCCCGGGCAGGGUAUGCACUGGGAGGCCGACGCUGUUGCCCGCUCCAUCUCGAAGGGUGAGCUCGAGAACCCAAUCAUGCCGCACCAGGAGAGUAUCGAGAUUAUGAAGGUGAUGGACAAGGUGAGGAAGAUUGGGAACGUAUCGUAUGGCGAGCUGGAGGAUCUCGAGAAGUAG
Molecule: messenger RNA, 1104 nt
Organism: Dacryopinax primogenitus
Lineage: Eukaryota; Fungi; Basidiomycota; Dacrymycetes; Dacrymycetales; Dacrymycetaceae
Product: NADP-binding protein
Exons: 4
Coding region: 1-1104 (367 amino acids)
Molecular function (GO): nucleotide binding
Source: RefSeq, a predicted model, not a curated record